This is a messenger RNA of Pimephales promelas (fathead minnow), 3066 nucleotides long. The record is from RefSeq and is a predicted model, not a curated record. Lineage: Eukaryota; Metazoa; Chordata; Actinopteri; Cypriniformes; Leuciscidae.
UCCAGGGUGUGGCGUUUCAAGCGCGGCCGUCCAAACGAACAAACAGGGAGUCAAGAAGCCAUUGGUUCGGUUGAUUCAAAGUCCAGAAAAGCUUUCGUUUCUCCUCGAAAGUCGUCAGUAAAUGGUAAAUGUAGGAUUCUUUCAUUUGCCCGCUGCUUAAUUUCAGCCAAUCAGGUGUGCAACCCACACGCAACGUGAUUAAUAUUCAUGAAUCAUGAGCCAAUCCUUCAACAGAUUCGGCGGUUUGAUCAGUGAAUAAGAACAUUGCUCCUCUGCUUAAACUUGUUUUCCGAUUAUUUUUAAGAUAUUAUGUAAUGCAAUACAAUCCUCUUUCCCAAGAAGGAGACUGAACGGCGAUGGAACAGGUAGCCUGCAGCAAUUUCAGAUCCAUAAGGGCCAAGUUUCAGGAAGAGCUCCAGGUGAGGGACAGACCUGUGCUUCCCGAGAAACCCAAACGCCUCCCGACAGCCGGCGUGGGCCGCUCUGGUCCGAUAACCACGAGCUGUUCAGCUGUGGAAACCAUGAGUUCAGCUGUGGAAACCAAGACCCCUAGUCUACCCCGGGCCAUUUUCAGAGAAGACCUGAAAACGCCCUUUGGGAGACGGCCUGUGUCUUUCCCAAGCUUCCCCAACACAACAUCUGAAGUCAGCAGGUCUGGUGAGGACAGGCACAACAGGCAGUCGCUCAAAGGUCGGCAUUUGCCCCUCGUGUUGCCGCUUUCAAACGAGCCACCGCAUGAUUCUUCAGCUCCUUGCUCAAAGAGAAUCCCAUCACCUCUCAAAUGCAUCCGGAAGCAAUUCCCUACGCCUUUCAGCUUGACCAAAGUUUCAGCGUCUGGCAAAGACAUGGGUAAAAAUGGUCCUAAAAGUACUCAGAGUGUUGAGACCGGAGAGUCAAACCCGUGUGCGAGUCUCGAGCGCUCCGCUACUCCUUCUCCGAGCGACGGAUCGUCCCUGACGGACUCGUCUUCUGGGACGGGGAGUGUUAGCCACUUCUUUGACCAGCAUGUGUUGAGCACGCUGGAGAAAGCCAAGAGGAAGCUGUCCCACAAGAGCCUGCUGGUGUGUGGCCGACCCAAGGGCUUCUACAUCAGCAAAGCCACCGAGAGUCCUCCAUCUCCUCCUGCCCGUCCAGAGACGUCCUCUCCUCGGAAGAGCAGAGCGGCACACACCGCUGUGACGGAGCUGGCUUCAGUCCUGCAGACCGGACCACCACGCAAACCUCUCCCUGUCCCCACAUCCCUCGCGCCGGGGCCCUCAAAGCCUCCGCGACCCCCGCGUGUGGACCUCCACAGAUACACGGCUGCACGACACGCCACUGAAGCGCUCGCUGCUGAACCGGAGCCUGAGGUUUCUGCUCCCGCUGAUGCGUCACUAGAGGACACGAGUUUACCUCCUCCCGAAUUCCCCGAUUUUGAAGUGUGUGCAGCCGAAGCGGCGGACAGCGACGCCGUCGACCUGGCAGCCCUGGAGCUGGAGGCCACAGAGUUCCCCGACUCCUUGCCUCCUCCUCCACCAGAGGAACACGACAACCCGGUCACAUGUUCUCCCGGGGAUGAUGGACCACACGACACGCCGUCAGCUGACGCUCUCGCUCAGGCCACAAGCGCAGGCGUCUCUGCCACCUCUGACCUCAGGAUGAACGGAUCACACACUGAACACCAGCAACCAGUUUUUCCUAAGGAGAGGCGUGUGCAUGGGACAUUUGACAAUGUUUAUGAGGAUGUGGAGACUGUUCCCAAGUUUCCUUUUGUCCAACACUCGUUCAAGAGUAAAGCAGCUCCUAAAAACCCGUAUGCGGAUAACGGCCAUGUGAAAGAAGAGACUUGGAAGAAUAUAUGGCAUGUCCCUCAGUGGUCUAAUGCAGCUGAAGAUCACAAUGGCCACAGUCACAACGACAGAAAGAAGAUGAGCCCUGAACACCAGGAGGAUAAAGAGCUGAAGAAGAAGGAGAAGCAGCGUCUGGAGAAGGAGAAGAAAGAGCAGAAAGAGAAGGACAAAAAGAGAAACAUGUUGCACAAGAAAUUUAAAAUCACCGGACUGGAAGAGCCCAUGUAUCGCGCCCGAGUGCUGGCGGCCAGCAAACUCCGCAAAUACGACCUGCCCGUCAAAAGUGGGGAUCUCAUCAGCAUCAUCCGAACGGUCAACUGCCCCAAGGGCAAAUGGCUGGCCCGAGACGCCAACAACAAAUACGGCUACAUCUCCGUGAUGAAUGUGGAGUUGAACAUCAAGGAGAUGCUGGAGCUGGGGAAGAAGGCGUCGCAGGCCGCCGGACGAGGCCAGACCGACGGAGAUAACCUCAGCUUCAGCAGCAGGUCGUCUCAUCAGAAUCCGGUGUUCACCAGCAGCUUCACGGAUGACAGUGAGGAGUGGAUGUAUGAGGAUGACACCUUGUCUCUCUCCGCUGAAAACUCGAGUCAGGUGAAAGCGGUCUCCAUGCCUGAGAUCUUCGACAGCACCUCCUCGGCUCAUCAGACGUUCAGUGACUGGAGCAUUGAAGACGUCCACACACAAGAAGCAGAACACUUCCAGUUUGCAGAUGUUGAUCUUCUGCCUCCUCCGGCACUUUACGCCGACUCUCUUUGAGCCUGCGUGAGGUUGAUUUCAUACCUCGAUCAUAACCAAGGAAAUCCACAUUUCUUCAGGAGCUGGCGUUUGGAAAAAACUGGGCUUCAGUUUUACAGGUCGUCAGUCCUGUGUCUGAAGACUCGGUUUAACAUUACAAGUGCAAAGAGAAAAACUGUGGCGUUUAAUGAAAGUGAACUCUUGAGGUUUGAAGUGUUGCAUUGGCACUGAGCGGCGAGGGCUCGAUCGAGGACGGAUAACACAAUGGCAGAUUAGGGGUUUUAAUGAAAUGAGGGUGUGGCACUUUGUCAUAUAUGAACUAUUGAAUGACUUGCUAAAGGAUUGAGAGAAACUUGUGCAUGUUAUCGAUUAAUUCACCUUUGCUUUUGUCGUUGUGUAUCUCAUUGUGUGGGAACUUUGGAAGUUGGUGGUUUGAUUACAUGUUUAUAAAUGAAAACAUAACUUGUAAAUGUUGGCGUGAAAUAAAUGGAUCCAGCAGUGA